Molecule: messenger RNA, 2776 nt
Organism: Trichomycterus rosablanca
Lineage: Eukaryota; Metazoa; Chordata; Actinopteri; Siluriformes; Trichomycteridae
Gene: sema6ba
Product: sema domain, transmembrane domain (TM), and cytoplasmic domain, (semaphorin) 6Ba
Exons: 17
Coding region: 185-2776 (863 amino acids)
Biological process (GO): neural crest cell migration; positive regulation of cell migration; axon guidance
Cellular component (GO): plasma membrane
Molecular function (GO): chemorepellent activity; semaphorin receptor binding
Source: RefSeq, a predicted model, not a curated record
AAUCAGACUCGCGCCUGCAAUCAGACGCUUCACCUGCAAAGCGGUGCGGGGAAACAUGCGUCCCUGUCGGAUCUUAUAGGCUGAUCAAACCGAACCAAACCCCGCGUGUAUUCAUUCACCCGCAUCUGAGACGCAGGAGCUCGAACCUACGACGCGCAAGUUGGCAGCGUUUUUGACUGCUGCCAUGGCGACCCGCGCCCCCUUCCUCCCGAUGCUCUUAGCCGUCCUGCGAUUGGCUGUCUGCUCCUUUCCAGAAGAACCCGGGCCUUUGAUAUCCACCCCGUCUGAAGUUGCCAGGCGGUACCCUGUGUUUCUGGGCCGGGCGCAUCGCUCCUAUACGAGGCAGGAGCCGCUCUACAUUCAGACGGUCCUAAAGGUCAACAGCACACUUUACAUCGGUGCCAGAGAUGACCUUUAUCGAGUUGAACUGGACCAUGUGUCGGGAGAUGAGAUGUUCUACAGCAAAAAGCGAACGUGGGAAUCCAACAAGAAUGACAUCCGGAUCUGCAGAAUGAAGGGCAAACACGAGGAAGAGUGUCGUAACUACAUGAAGGUGUUGCUAAAUCAACAUGACGGCCUCUUUGUGUGUGGGACCAACGCCUUCAACCCGCUGUGCACCAAUUACACAAGAGAUACUCUGGAGAUGGUAGGAGAGCCCAUCAGUGGAAUGGCAAGAUGUCCAUAUGAUCCCAAACAUGCCAACGUUGCCCUGUUUGCAGAGGGCAACCUCUUCACCGGUACGGUGACUGAUUUCCUCGCUAUUGACGCCGUCAUCUACCGAAGUUUGGGAGAGAGUCCUGCUCUUCGCACCAUCAAACACGAUUCCAAAUGGUUCAGAGAGCCCUAUUUUGUGAGUGCAGUAGAGUGGGGUCCUCACAUCUAUUUCUUCUUCAGAGAGAUGGCCAUGGAGUUUAACUAUCUGGAGAAGGUGAUGGUUUCUCGUGUGGCACGUGUGUGUAAAGGAGAUCUCGGAGGAUCUCAGCGCGUGUUAGAGAAACAGUGGACAUCGUUCCUGAAGGCCAGACUGAACUGUUCCAUCCCAGGAGAUUCUCAUUUCUACUUCAACCUGCUGCAGUCCACCAGUCCCAUCAUCCGCAUGCACGGCCGAGACAUCAUCCUGGGAGUUUUCUCCACCCCUCCCAACAGCAUUCCUGGCUCAGCGGUGUGUGCUUUCGACAUGCAGCAGCUGGCACGGGUGUUCGAAGGCCGGUUCAAGGAGCAGAAGACUCCGGAAUCGAUCUGGACCCCUGUGCCUGAGGAGCUAGUUCCCAAGCCCAGGCCUGGAGGUUGUGCAGUUCAGGGCUCCAGAUACAGCUCUUCCACCUCGUUCCCUGACGAGGUGUUGAAUUUCAUAAAGACUCAUCCCCUCAUGGACGAGGCCGUCCCUCUGCUGGGACACAGACCCUGGAUAAUCAAAACAAUGGUCAGGUACCAGCUGAACACCAUGGUUGUUGAUACGGAGGCGGGUCCACACCAGAACCGUACUGUAGUGUUUCUUGGGUCUACCAGGGGCACUGUUUUAAAAUUCCUCAUCACUCCUGGUAGAGACAACAUUUUCUCCAGUACCAAUGUCUUUCUGGAAGAAUUAGAGGGCUAUAACCCUGAGAGGUGCGGCGAUGACUCCAUACAGGCCCGCACGCCACUCUCUCUCACCCUGGACAGACACAGUCACACCCUUCUGCUUGCCUUCCACUCCUGUUUGGUGAGGCUGCCCGUAGCCCGGUGCCAACUGCAUUCGCGCUGUAUGAAGAACUGCAUCUCCUCGAGAGAUCCUUACUGUGGUUGGACCAGAGGAAGCACAUGUUCUCUCCUUAGACCUGGAACCAGGUUACCGUUUGUGCAGGACGUCGAGUAUGGAAACACCACACAUCUUGGAGACUGUGAUGGUCUAUUGCAGGAGAGUUUUACGGACGAACCCGAGAGCCUUGUAACUCUGAACCUACUGGUUGUAGCGGCUGUUUCGGCGUUCUCCACCGGUGCGGCGCUCUCAGGCCUCGCCGUGUGCUGGAUCAUGAGCCAGAAGCACCGACAUUGCUCUCGCAGUGACUCCUCAUCCUCAAGCAGCCAACGGAAAAGCGAGAAAGGAAGCAGCAUGCUCGGACCGAGCACCAGCGGCUCGGUGCUGAGCGUAACAGACCGCCCGCGCCCGCAGGGCGAAACGCUGUUCGUCAUGCCUAACGGCUGGACGAAGGCGGGCGAUCUAGACCCAGGCCUGCUACCUACGCCUGAGCAGACGCCGCUGCAGCAGAAACGCCCAGCGCCCUCGCUGCGCCUCUCGGAUUCAGGCUCCAGCUGGGAUCAAAGCCAGACCUAUCUAAAUUCAGUCGGCACCCAAUGUCCGCCACCUCCACCUUCCGCUAUAUUUCUCAGCUCCAAGCUCCUUACAGAUAGGCGGCACGACGACGUCGUUGAACGCCAGCGCUACGUCUCUCUCUCCAAGUACCGUGAUCAUGGUUCGCGCCCAGGCACCAUGCUGCGCAAGUCAGCGGGUGACUACAACUACCCGAUGACCCCUCAGGACUCGCCCGACAGGAGGAGGGUGGUCUCAGCGCCCAGCACGCAAGUCGAGUACAGCGGUGAGGCUCUGCGCUGGACACACGAGAACUACGUCUUUCAUGCCGUGCCGACCCCCGCGCAUCGCUACACCGCAGGCCCCGGACACCCACCCAGCCUGGCCCGGUCUGUUUUGCACGGCUCUCGCGGCCUCAUGGACCUGGCUGACUUCAGCCACCUGCUGGGCAAAGGAGGCAACGAGCGCGCGCCUUCGGGUCAGUGA